Molecule: messenger RNA, 2169 nt
Organism: Mizuhopecten yessoensis (Yesso scallop)
Lineage: Eukaryota; Metazoa; Mollusca; Bivalvia; Pectinida; Pectinidae
Product: fatty acyl-CoA hydrolase precursor, medium chain-like
Exons: 3
Coding region: 135-1859 (574 amino acids)
Source: RefSeq, a predicted model, not a curated record
AAUUACAUACGUAUCACACGGUACCGUGUUGUGACUGUAACCUUGAAUUGGGUCAUAAUGUACAAAACCACUGCGGUUGAAGUGAACAGUGGUCAACGGACGUUGUGAAUCUAACCCCCUUACCGGAGGACACGAUGAGACAGCGUUCACUGCUGUGUUUGUUCUUUCUGUCUACCGUGAUAGUACCUGCGUCAUGUCAGUCCUUCCCAAUAGUCAACACUCCUUCCGGUCCCGUCAAGGGCGUGGUGGUGCCGGUGAAUGGACAGGAUAUAGUACAGUUCCGGAAUAUUCCGUUCGCCCAACCUCCAGUAGGAAACCUCAGAUUUGAGAAACCAGUCCCGGUAGAACCUUGGAAAGACACACUUGAUGGAACUGCGUUUGGACCUUCUUGUAUGCAGGAUAAAUUCCUAUUUCCAGAGUUGUGGGAAAAGGCAGAAAAAGCUGUAGUAGACGAGGAUUGUUUGCAACUAAACGUCUAUGUUCCUGGAGCUGUAUCAACUACAGUGAAAAAACCUGUUAUGGUUUGGAUCUACGGUGGGGCCUUCUCAAUGGGAAGUACUUUUACAUAUGACGGGUCUUUCCUGGCACUUAAAGACGUUCUAGUGGUAACGAUCAACUAUCGUCUCGGAAUUCUCGGGUUCUUAAGCACAGAAGAUUCCGCCAUGCCUGGUAACUAUGGACUUUGGGACAUGAUCGAGGCACUGGAGUGGGUUAAUAAGAACAUUGCAUCAUUCGGAGGAGAUCCUGAAUCGGUGACCAUUUUUGGUGAAUCGGCUGGAGGCUUCGCUGCGUCAUACCUGGCUGUGAUUCCAAGUACUGCAGGUCUAUUCCAACGUUUCAUUGCCCAAAGUGGAUCGGCUGUAGGAUUCAUGGGCAUAGCACCGAAUCCUGCCAGAGCUGCAAAAGCUACGGGGAAAUUCGUUGGAUGCCUACCGGACAUAGACGGAGACGUCAACAGCAGGGCUCUUACAGACUGUCUCAAGCAAAUACCAGUCGAGGAAUUAAUGGAUGCUCAGAGAGAUCCAGGGACACAAUUUUUCGGCUCUUUCUCUGUAUCACCCUUACUCUGGCCAACCAUUGAUGGAGAACUACUUCCGAGGUCACCUUUGGAAAGUUUGAAAGAUCCUAUGUCGACGGAAUCAAUUUACUUUAGAUCUUUAGACAUGCUGGCAGGUACAACAAGCAAUGAAGCUUCGGUGAUUGCAAUGUUUUUAGGUGGAUUACAGGAACCGAUGAACUUCAGUAUGGCUGAAGGAAUACCUACGGCUGUCUUAUGUGACGUAUUUGCUCCAACAUUAGCCAGGGAAAUGUUCAAUGACAAUCCAAUUGUGUCCGAUUUACUUUGUAAGGAAUAUUCAUCUGAUGACAUGGAAGAACAAGCAAGGAAACUUUCAAUUAUGCAUGCGGAUACUUGGUUUGUUUCUCCUACAAUUCAACUUCUUGAUUUCCAUGCUAAAGGUAAAAACACUCCGAUUACUUACCAUUAUUUGUAUAACCAGCCGAUCGACUUUUUUUAUAUGGCCCCAAGUUUCCCUUGGAUGGAGGGAGCAGGACAUGCGACCGAACUGCUCUACAUGUUCGGUCCGUCAGGCCUAAACGAAUUGGACAAAUCAUUAUCAACUGACGAAGGCAGAACAUUUUCUGACGUCCUUGCAAGAUACUGGACAAACUUCGCCAAAACAGGGAACCCAAAUGGAGAUGGUCUUGUCCCUUGGAAGGCGUUCAGUACCGAAGGGCGGGACUACAUGGAGUUAAAGUACCAGCCAGUUCCGGGCAAAAACUUGUACGCAAAGAGGAUGAAGAUUCUUUUGGAGGAUAUACCAAAUAAAAUCAAGAAUAAUGUCAAAACUGAACUGUAGAAAUACACCGAGAUUUGUGAUCUGAAAUCAAAGGGUAUGACAUCAUCAGUCACAUAGAAAAUGUUUCCUGUUUUUGUUUUGUGUGUACAUGUACAGGAAAAACAUCAUUGUACAGUUAAGUAUGACGUAUACUAGUACCUUCCCAAGGGUGUCCAUCGAACUGAAACCUUUUAUAACAUGCAUGAUUCACGAAAGGGAAAUUGUACAAUCACAAUCAAUCCUUACUCGUUCACUAGUCAUUCCAUAGAAUAUGAGCAAAAAAUAUUAUAGAUACAACAGGCUCAGAAUAAUGAACACUUUUUAGUAUUAA